AUGCCUGAAAUUGCCGAAGUCGCGCGGUGCGUGCACUUCUUGCGCCUUCAUCUCGUAGGCAAGAAGAUCGCCAAGGUCUCAGCCCCCGAUGAUGCCAACGUGUUUGGUAAAGUCGGCACCAGUGGCCCGGCAUUUGAGAAAGCUGUAAAGGGAAGAACGGUUGUCUCUGUUGGAAGCCAAGGAAAGUAUUUCUGGAUCACCUUUGACAAGCCGCCUCAUGCGGUGAUGCACCUGGGCAUGACAGGAUGGAUUCACAUCAAGGGGGACAAGACGGCUUACACCAACUACUACAAAAAGAUGAAGGACGGCGAGGCAGAUGUCUGGCCGCCAAAGUACUGGAAAUUCCACAUCGAGACCGAAGGCACCCCCAAAGUCUCGGCUGCCUUCACAGACCCCCGCCGCUUCGGUCGCAUCCGCCUCGUCGACUGCCCCGGCCAAGACAUUAGAAACCAUUCGCCCCUAAAGGAGAACGGACCCGACCCGGUUGUCGACGUCGACAUCUUCACAGAAGACUACCUGACGCAAAAAAUGCAGUCGCGCCACGUCCCCGUCAAGGCGCUCCUGCUGGAUCAGAGCCAUAUCAGCGGCAUCGGGAACUGGGUUGCCGACGAGGUGCUGUACCAGUCCCGGCUGCACCCGGAGCAAUACUGCGACACCUUUGACGAGGGUGAGAUGAAGAGACUGUACGAGGCCGUGCGGUACGUCUGUCAGACGGCCGUCGACAAGCUCGGCGACUCGGACGAGUUCCCGGACGACUGGCUGUUCAACUACCGCUGGGGCAAGGGGAGUAAAGGCGCCGCGUCGGAGCUGCCCAACGGGGAGAAGCUCGCCUUCAUCACCGUCGGCGGCCGGACGAGCUGCUACGCUCCUGCGCGACAGAAGAAGACGGGGCAGGUUGUGCCAUCGGCAAAGGAGGAGCCUAUGGCAGACGGCGGCGGCGGCGGCGGCAGCGGCAAGAAGUCCAAGGCCGCAGCAUCCACGACCAAGAACAAGAGGCAGGCUAAAGCGAACGAGAGCGACGAGGACAAACCCAACAAGAAAGCGCGGGGCGCCAAGGGCCCUGCAAAAGCAAAGGUGAAGAAGGAGGAGACUCCUGAGCCGCCCGCCGCCGCCGAAGCGCCAGCGCCAAGCAAGAAGCAGCGGGGCUCUAGACAGAUUGCCGAGAGACCCAAAGCCCCGUCCUCCAGGGCCAAGAAAAUUGCCGUGAAAGAAGAUGAAGGGGCGGUGGUAGAGACAACAUCAGAGGACACGAGUAGGCGGCGAUCCCUUCGACUCAAGAGGUGA
This is a messenger RNA of Colletotrichum orchidophilum, 1284 nucleotides long. RefSeq names its product formamidopyrimidine-DNA glycosylase domain-containing protein. Gene Ontology annotation, biological process: base-excision repair. Bases 1 to 1284 code for a protein of 427 amino acids. NCBI's taxonomy places the organism in Eukaryota, Fungi, Ascomycota, Sordariomycetes, Glomerellales, Glomerellaceae. Gene Ontology annotation, molecular function: DNA N-glycosylase activity; DNA-(apurinic or apyrimidinic site) endonuclease activity; damaged DNA binding. The transcript is spliced from 4 exons. The record is from RefSeq and is a predicted model, not a curated record. Gene Ontology annotation, cellular component: nucleus.